UAUACAAUUUCUCAUGGGCCUCAACGAUCCUUAUUCCUCCUCACGAGAUCAGAUUAUGCUUAUUGAGCCCCUACCCCCUCUUAAUCGGGUUUUCUCCAUGAUUCAACAACAAGAACGUCAACACCUCAUGCUUCACCAAUCCCCCACCCCUAACCUUAUGGCUAUGUUGGCUAAAAAUACUUUUUCAUCCUUCAAACCAAACCAGAAAUCAGUCUGCCCCUACUGCCCUCAUUGUAAAAUUCAGGGUCACUCCUUUGAGAAUUGUUUCAAGGUAGGAAAUGCUACUCCACCUCUGUGUUCCCACUGCAAUAUGACUGGUCAUUCCAUUGACAAGUGUUAUAAACUACACGGGUACCCACCUGGUCAUAAACUCCAUGGAAAGACUAAGAGUUCUACUGCUGCUGUCGCUUCAUCUCUGCCUUGUUCCAAUGAAGAUCUUGAUAAGGAACCUACUGAGCCCAUGGCUCUCACCAAGAGCCAAUACAAUCAACUCCUUGUGUUGCUGCAUUCUAAGGAUUCCAGUUCAGCUAUGGCCUCCAUCUCGGUUGCUCCACCCUCAACAUCUUCUAAUCCUAUUCACAACUCCAAAGUUUCUGGACUUAGCUUCAUGGACAACGAUUGGGAUGGGUGAAGUGAGAGGAGGCUUAUAUCAUCUGCUGCGAUUUGAUGUGUCACCCUCAGCUUUGGUUGAUAUUUUUCCAGCUUUUUCUCAUCAAGACCAGCCUCUUAGUGCUUCUGUUACUUGCAAGGAUUCCAAUCCUGAUUUGUGGCAUUAUAGGCUUGGUCACAUUUCAUUUUCUAGACUUCUUUUAAUCACUGAUCCCCUUGUAC
Messenger RNA from Juglans regia (Persian walnut), 831 nucleotides. RefSeq lists its product as uncharacterized. The record is from RefSeq and is a predicted model, not a curated record. Lineage: Eukaryota; Viridiplantae; Streptophyta; Magnoliopsida; Fagales; Juglandaceae. The transcript is spliced from 2 exons. Bases 14 to 631 code for a protein of 205 amino acids.